Messenger RNA from Aphis gossypii (cotton aphid), 4863 nucleotides. RefSeq lists its product as uncharacterized. Bases 281 to 1777 code for a protein of 498 amino acids. NCBI's taxonomy places the organism in Eukaryota, Metazoa, Arthropoda, Insecta, Hemiptera, Aphididae. Gene Ontology annotation, molecular function: protein binding. The record is from RefSeq and is a predicted model, not a curated record. The transcript is spliced from 8 exons.
CACAUUCGGCUUUUGUCCGGCUACCCAGACACCGCGCUACCACCGCCGUCGCCGGUACUUGGUCGGUAUCUCUAUGUAUAUGUGAAUUACGAAAGCUAUGUAGUUUAACAACGUGAUUAAAAUAUAUUUAUAAAUUCAUAAAUUUAAAUUUAAGAGUUUCAAAUGUUAGGUAACAUUUGAAAUAAUAAAAAAAAAAUGAUAUCAAUAAUCUUUGCAAUCAAAGAUAUUGCAAUUACAUAAAAUAUGAAUCGUGUUGAUAUACAUUAUUGAAUCGCUUAACAUGUACGGGUUUACUGCCUAUAAACUACACACAGUUACUCCAAAUCCAUGUCGGUCAUCCGAUACCGGACGAAGGACAUCUGCAACCGUUCAUUAUAAUCCGAAAAUCCCGUUCAACAGUACUACGGAUCAUAUUUACAGAACAAAAGAUACUUUCAAAUCUUCAACAGUUGCUUCUUCUACAGCCACGUGUUAUAGACGUGGUGCGCCAAGAUAUGCUUUAGUAGAUCAAAAUACAUCAUUUGGUCGUGGGUCAUUUCCAAACGAUUACAAUGAUGACGGCCUUGACGAUUAUUUAAGUCACAGGCGGUACUCGGCAGACGAAUGUACCUUAGAUACAGGUCGAAAAUCUUUAACGUUCGAUUUGUAUGAUAAGAAGCUUUCAGAAAGCAUACACGACGUACAAAAGAAAUUUCAUGAAAUCACUGUAUACGAAAACACCUCUGUUAAAGAGAUGACACCAGAAAUACCAGAUCCAAGAGUGCGAACGCCACCAGAAUUAUCACGUAUAAAUACAGAUGACCCAGCAGAAUGUGUUCAGCAGAUGUUAAAAGCUGCUAGAGACAUGGAGUUGGAAACAGUUAUUAAUAUUUUAACAAGCCAUGAUGAAGAAUUUUUUAGAAAUAAUAUCAAUGACACUGAUUCUACAGGUCGAACGCUGUUGAGUUAUAUGGCAUCGAGUGGCAAUGUCGAAAUAGUAGAAGAAAUAUUUAGAAUACCCGACUUGAAUUAUAACAAACCGGACAAUGAAGAUAACACACCAUUACAUUUUGCAUCGCAAGCAGGUCAAUCUGAAAUUGUAUGUUUAUUAUUGAACAACUGUCUAAAACUAGAGAUUGAUGCCAGAAACUGUUUGGGGUUCACACCACUAAUGAAGGCUGCUCUUCAGGGGCGUACGAAAUGCGCGAAAUUUCUACUGUAUGCAGGAGCAUCGCCCACCAUGCGGGACACGGGUCGCGGAUUGCGAGCCGAACAGUGGGCCAGAUUUUGCGGCCGGUACAAUUGCGCGGACGCGAUCGAGAAGUUGGCGCGCAACCGAUUGCUGGAACGGACGACGUCGUACGGCCGGUGGGGCAGCGAUCCGGAACUGGGCCCUCACAUGCUGAUCAACGGCCGACUGAUGCAGCCGCCGGCCGCGUCCGCGGUGGCCACGCUCCAGCGCGCGGCCACGCAGCACCACCGGUCGAUCAAGUCCAAGCUGAAGCGGGCGUUCCGCACGUCGUCCAAUCCCGACUCGACCGGCGGCACCGCCAACCAGUAUUCGCUGGUGUCGCAGCUCACCGGCGCGGCCCUGUGCGCCAGCAGCCCCGCGUUGCCCGUGCACACCCGCGCGAAACCCAUGGUCAAGUCGUUGCUCAGACCGUUGACCGUGCCAAAGGUGACCGUCACCGGAUUGCAGGAACCGGUGCAGCAUCACCAGCAAACGCCCGUACCGCCACCGUCCCCGAACGCCGCCGAUUCACGGACCGGUAAAAAACAGAAGAACAAAAAACGAUGAUGAUGACCGACGAACGGGUUACGGGGUUUUAAUAUUGCCAACAUUAUUAUUAUUUUAAUAUCAUUUAAUAACUAUUUCCAUCGUGCGGUACACUGCUGCUGCUGCUGCUGCUGCUGUAGGUAUAUGAUAUCGCCCAUUUUCUCUUAUAUUAUAUAAUAUUAUGUAUAUGGUGACGACUGUACAGUAAAGGUACAGUUAUAUUAUAUGUCGUGUCACCGAUCUUUUGACUUUCAUCAAAGUGGGGGUUAAAUGCAUUGCAUUUUUUAUCGAGUGAGUGUCCCGCGUGGGCGGGAGUGGCGAGACAUUGUAGGAAUUGAUCGUUUUGGUAUUUCAUAACGAGUAAGGUUUCAAGCUCAAAAUCAAUAAUAUGUAUAUUGUCGAUAACCGUCAUGAUAAAUAAUAUAGUACCCUUAACACGGGGAAGGAAUUUUUCAAAAAUUCUUUCGCUCCGGUGAUUUAAAAUCAGAUUGACGCCACUGCAGGCCUUUAGUGUAAACAACGGCGCACGAAAUAUAGUGGAAUUCGGUAUUAGGAAUUUAGUAAUAAUAAUAAUCAAGAAAAUGUCAGCGAGUGCAGUAAAUAUUUUUCUCUCUCUGGCCCGCACAAAACACGGACAAAAAGCAUUCACUCAAAAUCGUUUUUAUAUUUUUUUAUGUUUUACGAAUAAUUUUACUUUAAAACUGUUCAUCACAAAAGUGGUAGAAAAUAAUAUUUUGGGCGGGAAUUAAUUAUCGAUUUGUGUAAAUAGUGUGUCUCAAAACAAUAUUUUAAUAUCCAUCUAAAUUUAUAAAAAAAAUAACAAUAUUUAUAAUCGAUACCUAUACAACCUAUAUCAAAACAUUAAAAAUAUUAGAUUUUACUUUAAAAUUACUCGAAAUUCAUAAUAAAAAAACCUACAUUCUUCUGUAAAUAAGUUUCAUCUAUGUUGCGUAUGAGUCUGAGAGAGAAACGAUAACAUAGCACUGACAUUAUCUUAUGGGAUUCGCAAUAAUAUCAGCACAAUAACAUUUUGAAAUAUCUAUCAUCAUCUUAGAGCUCACAGAAAGUAGUCUUCAUCAUAAAAUAUAAUGAUUAUGGGUCUUAAUCUCUCGGAAAAUUAAUAUGCGCCGUAUUCACGUUUUUAAAUUUAAUCCUAAGUAUACAUUGUUUUACAUACCUAUUAUAUAAGUACUAAAACAGUAACGGUGCAGCUCUUGCAUAAGGCAUAACUUAUGGCUCCCAACUGGCUAUUUAAGACGAUUAUAUAUUUCGUUAUCUCAUGGUAUCAUGUAUUAAAUGAUCUCAUGGCAUUUUAUCUCGAUAUUUAAUUUUUUUUUAUUAUUAUUAAAAAUAUGUUCUAAUAUAUAGGUAUCUUUCAUAUUAGGUAUUAUAUUAAAUCAGCGUUUCUUAAACUGUGUUUCGCGGAACCUUAGGAUUCGGCGAAAAUCAUUUCAGGGAUCCGCAAAACUAAAGUGCUUUUUUCAAAACGUUCAAAUCUUACUAAAGAUUAGCGACUAGCAAGGAAAAAUGUUUUACGCGUCACAACUAUUGAAACAAAGUACAAAGACUAACUAUCGAGCGGUAAUAACUCAUUGUUGAAUAUAUAAGUAGCUAAAAAUCUAAAAAAAAACGUAUAGGGGUUCCACGAUUAAAGUGAACACAAAAAAGGGUUCUAUGGAUAAAAAAGUUUAAGAAACGCUGUAUUGAAUAAAAGAAUCAAUAGAGGUUAUGUGGUAUACUGGAGUAGAAAUCAUAAAUCUAAUACUGUGUUGAGGUAGGUAUAGUCAUAUUAUAUGUCUAUAUAUAAUAUCUUACCUAUUCUGGCUAUUUUAUACUUAAGACGUGAGUUCACUUCAGAAACGAUUAAAUUGUUAUAAAGUGAUUUUUUUUGAAAAUAUUGAUACACAUUACACAUGCAUCUAAAUUAAAAUUCAAACAAAAAGUUUUUUCAGGUAUUAAAUUUAAUACUCUAAGGAUAAUCGUGGUCUUACGUAUAAUAUAAAGUAGUAGUAAAGUUUAGUCUAAUUACAUAGGUAUCUACUAAUAUCUAUAUACCUACUAAUUAUAUUCGGACAAUUUUAAUAAAAAUAAACACUAAAUGAUUAUAAAUUACUUUUAAUCUAUUAUCAUUAGUAAUUAUUUAAUAAAUGUAAAAUAAUAUAAUUUAAUAUUUUAUACAAAAAUAAUAGUAGAAGAGGGGCCCUUCCGCCACACUGAAUUUCGGCCUGCUGUAUUUUUUGUUCCGUAUUUUCCGAUUAUUAAAGAAUUAAGUGUAAGACUAAGCAUUUUUAUUUUUUUAUUUCUUCCAUAAAGAUUAAUACAUACUUAUCUAUUGUUAUAACUUAUAACUUUUAUUGGAAAAAAAAACUAUAUUUUUAUUAUUUAUUGUAAUUUUUAUUAAACAAUAUGAAUGUUUUAUUAUAUAUAGUUAAAUAAAAUGUUGCGUACCUACCUAAUUAGAAAGAUAUACAAAAACUUAAAUAUUUUUAACUGCUAUUCAAAAUGUUUAAAAUAUGGUAAACAACUUUACAAUGCACGAGUAGAAUUAAAAAUAUUUGAUAUGGUAAGUCAAUUUUUAAUCAGAUUUCAUUUACAGACAAUUCUUUUUGAAUUUUCAUUUCUUAACAUAUUUUAGUUUAUUUGUGGGUUCCAAAAAUAAUACAUUCAUGUUGUUGUGAAUAAAUAAAAAAAACAUUGACCUUUUUAUUUAGAUUAUACAUUUAUGCUAUAUAAAAUGUAUGCUAAGUAUGGCUUAAGAUAUAAAUCAGUGUAUGCGUUAGUGCAUAACCACUUACCUACUUAUCCAGCUAAUACCUACUUAAGAUUAGGUAGGAUGGUAGGUAUAUAAUAGUCAGAUUUGAGCUUGUCACAUCUGCAUAUUUUUUUUAUGUAUGAUUAAUGUCUUCAAUACAAAUAACAAAGCCAUUGAGAUGAAGUUAAUGCACAUAAAACAAGGUACCUACUUGCCUUCCUAGUUUAAAUACAUAAUAAAUAGUUAGUAGUUAUCUACCUACUGCUGCAGACGCUUAGUAGAAAUUUCUAAAUCAUGUUUUAAUUAUGGGUAGUUACCCAACUAUAAGUAGAUAUUUACUAUGAAGAACAAAGUU